UAGUAGUUGGCAGUUGAUGCUUUUAACCAAGCAGUCUUCCCUCCAAUUUAUCAUUUCAAAAUUAGGGAUAGCUACUUGUAUACUUUGAUAGGGUACCGAUUUGUAUAAAGCCCACUGCAUGUGACAUAUUUUAAUAUGUAACAGAAGAUGUUUUUGGAAUAUGUUUCAUAGAGACGGUUUCCAAUUGUAAUUUUCUUUCUUUGUCGGUUUUGUUUCAGGAAUGGUCUCAUUUAUACCAUGCCAUCAGAUCAGAAUCUCCAUCCUCUUCGUACUUCCCUUAACACUGGUGCCCACAGCAACAAGAUGGAGGUAGUCAUGACGACCGGUGGAGUUGCCCGAGUACCAUCUCCGGAUAGCGCCUGCGAACAAGAUUGGACACCAACAGGAAUUGUACAAGGUUCUAAAAAUAGAACCACCAGCGUUCCCACCACCUCAACUUUAUCUGGAGAGAAGCAAGUACCUGGUGUACAACGAAACGGAGAUAAACCAGAGCAUAAUGGAGCGUUCCUUUAUCUGAUGUUUAACAUUUCUGAUGUCAACUUUAAUCUGCUAUAGAAAACACUGCAAGUG
Messenger RNA from Limulus polyphemus (Atlantic horseshoe crab), 570 nucleotides. RefSeq lists its product as uncharacterized. Lineage: Eukaryota; Metazoa; Arthropoda; Merostomata; Xiphosura; Limulidae. The transcript is spliced from 2 exons. Bases 238 to 555 code for a protein of 105 amino acids. The record is from RefSeq and is a predicted model, not a curated record.